AUGCCCCCUGCCGCGCUCUGGAGCUCCAGCCCGGCGCCCUGGGAGGACUCAGGGUCCGGGUCCGGGUCCGGGUCCGGGUGGGGCGCCCUGGAUGAGGAGCUUGCUCUGUGCGCGGCAGGGGAGCUGCCCUACGCGCGAGUCCUGGUGCCCGCGCUCUACCUGGCGGCCUGCGCGCUGGGCCUGCCGGGCAACGCGCUGGUGCUGCGGCUGCUGGCGGGGCGGCGGCGGGGCCCGCGGGUGAGGCUGGCGGACACCUUCACCUGGCACCUGGCGGCCGCCGACCUGGGCCUGCUGCUCACGCUGCCGCUCUGGGCGGCGGCGGCGGCGGCGGGCGGCCGCUGGCCCUUCGGCCGCGCGCUCUGCAAGCUGAGCAGCUUCGCGGUGGCCGCGUCGCGCUGCGCGGGGGCCCUGCUGCUGGCCGGCCUGGCGGCGGACCGCUACGUGGCCGUGGUGCGCCCGGUGGGGGCGCGGCCGCUGCGCUCCCCGCGGUGCGCGCGCUCCCUGUGCCGGGCGGCCUGGGCCGCGGCGCUGCUGGCCGGGCUGCCCGCCCUGGCGGCCCGGGACCUACAGCCGCGGCCGGGCGGCGGCAGCCAGUGCGAGGAGGGGCCGGCGGACGCGUGGCAGGCGAUCGGGCUGGGGUUGCUGCUGCUGACCUGCGCGCUGCCCCUGGCCGCCUCGCUGCUCUGCUACUGCCGCCUCGGCUGCCGCCUGCGUCGCCGCCGCACCCCCGCCGGGCCGCUGCGCAUGGUGUGCGCCGUGGAGGGCGCCUUCGUGGGCGCCUGGCUGCCCUUCGCCGCCCUGCGCGCCGCCCUGCACCUGGCGCGGCUGCGGGCGCUGCCCGUGUCCUGCGCGCUGCUGCGUGCGCUGCGCGGGGGCCUGGCGCUGGCCACCUGCCUCGCCUUCGCCCACGGCUGCGCCAACCCGCUCAUCUACCUGCUGCUGGACCGCUCCUUCCGCGCGCGGGCCUGGCGCCUGGCCCGGCGCCGGCUCAGCUCCGCGUCCUCCCGCUCCGAGGGGGACCCCAGCGCCGAGGGCCGGUGCGCGGCCGGCAGCGGAGGGCGAGCGCGGGCGGAGAGCCGGAACCUGGCCCGCGCGUAG
Pipistrellus nathusii (Nathusius's pipistrelle) is the source of this 1098-nucleotide messenger RNA. NCBI's taxonomy places the organism in Eukaryota, Metazoa, Chordata, Mammalia, Chiroptera, Vespertilionidae. The record is from the annotation of a GenBank genome assembly.